Messenger RNA from Zea mays, 2557 nucleotides. RefSeq lists its product as uncharacterized. The record is from RefSeq and is marked validated. Gene Ontology annotation, molecular function: protein serine/threonine kinase activity; ATP binding. Lineage: Eukaryota; Viridiplantae; Streptophyta; Magnoliopsida; Poales; Poaceae. The coding region runs from base 68 to 2143 and encodes 691 amino acids. Gene Ontology annotation, cellular component: plasma membrane. The transcript is spliced from 7 exons. Gene Ontology annotation, biological process: protein phosphorylation.
CACACGGCACCAGGCACGCCCUCCGUCACCGCUCAGGUGCUCACCACUGACGAGCCGCCGCGGCGUCAUGGCCACAGCAGCGCCCGGUCCCGGCUCCCGGUCGCGGCUCCUCCCCCUUGCCCUCUCCUCCUUCCUCCUCCUCCUCCUCCUCCUCCUCAUCGCGCCGGGGGCCGCCGCGCAGCCGUGGCAAUCCUGCGGGAACACGGACAACUACUCAGCCAAUAGCACUUACCAGUCCAACCUCGCGAGCCUCGCCAAGGCGCUCCCCGCGAACGCAUCCCGGUCGGCGACGCUAUUCGCGGAGGGCAGCGCCGGCGCCCUCCCCGACGCCGUCUACGCGCUCGCGCUCUGCCGCGGGGACAUCAACGCCACGGCCUGCGGCGCCUGCGUCACCACGGCGUUCCAGGACGCGCAGCAGCUGUGCGCCUACAACAAGGACGCCGCCGUGUUCUACGACGCCUGCUACCUCCGCUUCUCCAACAAGGACUUCAUCGCCAGCGCCACCAACAACGGCGAUGCCAUAGUCCUCAUGAACUCGCAGAACGUGAGCCCGCCCGUGCGGGCCUUCGACGCCGCCGUCGCCGUGCUCCUCAACGCCACCGCCGACUACGCCGCGGCCAACUCGUCACGGCGGUUCGCCACGGGGGAGGAGGGCUUCGACGCGACCGAUCCCACCAUCUACGGGCUCACGCAGUGCACGCCGAACAUGUCGCCCGCCGAGUGCCGGACCUGCCUCCGGAGCAUAAUUUCCGAUAUGCCGCAGUACCUCAGCGGCAGGCGGGGCGGGAGGAUUAUCGGCAUGCGCUGUAAUUUCAGGUAUGAUCUCUAUUCUUUCUUCUCCGGGGGGCCGUCGCUGCGGCUGCCAGCGCCGUCCGCGCCGGCGCCGGCACCGUCUCCUGCGCAGGUUAACGUGACGCCGACGGUAACCCCAACAGGGAGAAGCAGAAACAGAACGGGAAUUGUUAUAGCAAUUGUAUUGCCUAUAGUUGCUGGCGUGCUAGCUAUAACUAUGGUUUGUCUCUGUUUCCUGUGGAGGAGAAGGCCAGCAAGAGAUCAGACAUCAUCUUAUUCAGUUAAUCAAUCAGAGAUUGAAAGUAUUGAUUCACUUCUUCUCGAUAUAUCAAUGCUACGUGCUGCAACUGAUAACUUUGCUGAGAGCAAUAGGCUUGGUGAAGGAGGUUUUGGUACAGUCUAUAAGGGUGUCCUUCCUGACAACCAAGAAAUUGCAGUGAAGAGGCUCUCACAGAGCUCAGGGCAAGGAAUACAAGAGCUGAAAAAUGAGCUUGUUUUGGUUGCCAAGCUUCAGCACAAGAAUCUUGUCAGGCUUGUUGGUGUUUGCUUGCAAGAAUAUGAGAAACUGCUUGUGUAUGAAUACAUGCCCAACAAAAGCAUCGACACCAUUCUUUUUGAUUCUGAGAAAAGCAAGGAGCUAGAUUGGGGAAAGAGAGUUAAGAUAAUAGAUGGAAUUGCUCGAGGGUUACAGUAUCUCCAUGAAGAUUCUCAGUUGAAGAUUAUUCACCGGGACCUUAAGGCGAGCAAUGUCCUUUUAAACUCUGAUUAUACUCCUAAGAUAUCUGAUUUUGGCCUAGCAAGGCUAUUUGGUGGGGAUCAAUCACGGGAGGUCACAAAUCGAGUCGUCGGAACAUAUGGAUAUAUGUCUCCAGAGUAUGCCAUGCGUGGCCACUAUUCUAUAAAGUCAGAUGUCUUCAGCUUCGGCGUCUUGAUCCUGGAAAUAUUAACCGGAAGAAGCAGCAGUGGUUCCUUUAAUAUCGAGCAAUCUGUUGAUCUCUUAAGUCUUGUCUGGGAGCACUGGACAAUGGGAACAAUUGUGGAGAUCAUGGAUCCAUCUCUGAGAGGCAAAGCUCCUGCAGAACAGAUGCUGAAAAAUGUCCAUAUCGGGCUACUGUGUGUUCAAGAUAACCCUGUUGAUAGACCGAAGAUGUCAACAGUAAACAUCAUGCUCAGCAGUGGCACUAUGCCUCUCCAGUCUCCAUUAAAGCCAGCAUUCUUCAUUCCCAAGAGCGGCUACUACUCAACUGUUCAUUCAGAAUCAUAUCCUAUAGCUUCCCGAUCCGUCGAUAAUGGCAAGCCAGGGGCGAUAUCACCAAACGAAGUGUCAAUUACAGAGCUGGAACCAAGAUGAGGCCAUAGUAGUUGGACAUGGUUGUUUGUUGUAGCAUCUAACACUUGACGCUAGUGGCUAAGGACUUUUUUACCCAGGCACAUGGGUGACAGUUUAGCCUUAGAAUUGAUUGUCAUUAGUGCUUGAGAUCUUUUUUCCCUUUUGUUCGAACCAGAAAUGAGCCGGCGGACUGUCCGGCCCUGAGGCCGGACGGUCCGCGGUCCGGACGGUCCGCGCCUGUGGGCCGGACGGUCCGCGCGUGCGCAGAACAGAUUAGGGUUCCGAGUUUUGUGCUACGGUUGUUAGCUAUAUUCGCGGGAUUAGCUCGGAAUCAGUUGUGUAAAGGGUCCAGCCCCCCUCCUCUAUAAAUAGAGAGGUCUACGACCGAUUUGUAAUCAUCAACAAUCGAAUCAAUACAACUUCUAUUCGCAUUUU